This is a messenger RNA of Gopherus evgoodei (Goodes thornscrub tortoise), 8663 nucleotides long. RefSeq names its product homeodomain interacting protein kinase 4 (gene HIPK4). Bases 6450 to 8306 code for a protein of 618 amino acids. The transcript is spliced from 3 exons. The record is from RefSeq and is a predicted model, not a curated record. Gene Ontology annotation, biological process: peptidyl-threonine phosphorylation; peptidyl-serine phosphorylation. Lineage: Eukaryota; Metazoa; Chordata; Testudines; Testudinidae. Gene Ontology annotation, molecular function: ATP binding; protein serine/threonine kinase activity; protein tyrosine kinase activity. Gene Ontology annotation, cellular component: nucleus; cytoplasm.
GGCUCUGAAUGCACUAAGGGGCUCUAAAUGAUUUUUUUUUUUAACUUAGGCUUAACUCUGUUUCUCGCGGGGUGGCUGUUCCAUUUAUACUUUUAAAUUAAGAUGCUUGCAAACUAACGGUCAGUAAGGGAAUGGUAGGAGAAUAAAGCAGUCGGUGCUUUCCACCCAGAGACCAGUGCCUUCUUACUAGCGUAACACGAAGCUUGGAGAAAGGAAUCGAUUGGAAGAAGGAUAACAUGAAUUAGGGGAUAUUUAAAACGCAGCUUGCUCUGGACUGCGCAGCUUGUUCAUAUUCUAGUAACGGGUAAGGAAUUUCCAAGAAAGGAGCAAGAAAAUGGCAGGGGGUGACUGUUGCACUGCUCCAGCGGUAGGAAAGGGUCUUCGUGGAAAGUGGGCUCCUGCUUUUUAAUGAGGGAUUCUAGGUGUGGGGAAAGCAGGGGGUUGAUCCCAUGAGUUCUGAAAAGCCUGGCCCGGCCAGCUCCACUCUGUUUACCCUGAAAUUCCUAACCUCUGGCUGCACUUUCCUCAACACAAAUAGCAGCUGAGUCCAAAAGGUUCCUCCUUGGAAGGCGCUUUAAAAAUAACUAGCGUGUUCUCUCCCAGCGUGGGACCAAAGAGGAGCCUUCUCAGGCAGAGCAGGGCUGGUGACUGCUGUCGGGCUGUGGAUUUACCAUCGCUCCCCUCACCCAGCGCCCCCGACCCCACGCUGGGGUUGUGUUAAAGCAAAGAGGAGUCAUUUCCUUUAGGCUGGGGAAGGUCAGGAUCACAACAGGGCCAUAGUCCCAACCCCUUCCAGCCAGGAAAGAGACCAGGAACCUCAGCUGAUGACUGGAAAGGCCUCCACAAGAUGUGGUUAGAGCCAAAGGCCAAUGAGCCAUCACCCUCCUGUUGUCUGUAGUCCCCUCUUAGCCACUGCUGCAUGUGUGACCUCCAGAGAGCCCCUGCCUGGCAUUAUUACUGGGGAGAUCAGGACUGUCCCACCCUAAGGAGCUUGCAAUUUACAUGGAUGAGAGAGGCUAAUUAUCCCCACUUCUGGCCCAGAGAGAUGCAGUGACUUGCCCAUGGUAUCACAGGGAGUCAGUGGCACAGCUGUGAAAUGAACCCAGGUGUCCUGAGUCCUAGAACAGUGCCUUACUCACACAAGUGUGCCCUUCCCCUACAGCACAAUCCCACCCCAGUGCCUCAGUUAGCCCAGGAGAGCAAACUGGGAGAUCACUAAACACCACCGUGCUUUGAAUGUUCCUGAGUAUUUACAUUUUCCCCAAAAGAAAGGAUGGAAUAUGCCCCCACUGAUAGUUUGAUUUCUAGCCAUUGUCUUUGUGGGGGUGGGAGUCUGUCCAGAAAUCCCUCUGCUUGCUUCUGGGGGUAAAUGUGUACAUAAAGUAGAACCUAAAUGUUAUGAACACCCCAGGAAUGGAGGUUGUUCGUAAUGCUAAACAAAACAUGACAGUGGUUCUUUCAAAACUUUACAACUGAAUGUUGCCUUAAUACAGCUCUGAAACUUUACUAUGCAGAAGAACAGAGGGUUAAAAGCAGCAUUUAAUUUAAAUGGACCAAGCCCAGAAACAGUUUCCUUGUCAAAUCUUUUUGUAAACUUUCCCUUUAUUUGUUAGUAGUUUACAUUUAGCACAGUACUGUACUGCACAGUAUUUGCUGGUGUGCUGUCUCUGCUGCCUGACUCCAUACGUCUGGUUCCCCCUGAGGUGUGUGGCUGACCAGUCAGUGUGUAACUCUGGAGUUUCUAAUGCUGAGGUUCCACUGUAGAUGCUAUUGCUUAAGAAAGCCAUAACCUAGCUGAGCCUCGGUGUUGGGAGCGAUUGCACUCCAUGGGUGUGUUAAGCACGCCAGACACCGUUGCCAUGGACUGGAGGGCUAGCUUGGCUUUCCUUAUGAUAAAGGCAGGAUAGAAGUAACAGGGCAGAGGAGAGGCCCUUGUUCGCAGUCACGUCGUAUUUCCUGCCUUGUAUCUAAUGUGUAACUGUGUGAUAAGGGGACUAAGGGGUGGGAGUUCGGGUGCCUUUCCAUAGCUAGUAGUGUAUUAGCGCAUACACAGCAUACCUGCCAAGAGAUAAACCUGGAUCUUACUUAAUGAGCUGUGUUGCUUUGGCCACUUUUACUGACAAUCUGUGUAUUAUUAUUGGCAUUUUGUUUUCAAGAUUGUCCGAUCUGAUGACUGGAAAAUAUUGUUUUUAACAAAAGAUUGAUGACUCAGACCCCCCAGCCCACGCUUCUGUCGGGUUCCUGAGGGUGGGGACGGCUCGCUAAGCUAGCCCCAGGGGGAACCAGGACUGCAGAGCCAGCUCCCCACCCCUGUUGCCUGUGACAGCUGUGGGGCACUGGGAAAUGUGGCCAGAAGUGUUGGCCUAGGAGGUCUUGAGCACUUUUGGAUCCCGGCAGCCUGGACUCUGUAGUCUGACUGACUAUACCCCCAUAGGCUCCCUUGGGGCGAGAUCCACCCUGCUGCCAAGAAGCCAGCACAAGGCCCGGGUACUACUUAACUCCCUCCUUUUCAGCCCAAAGGCUGAAAGCAGGAUGUAAGUGGAACCUAGGCCUUGUGGGCAUGGCAUCUCACUCCACCCACGCCACUUUCAGUGAUCUCUGCUGUGUCCAGACCAACACAGACACCAGAACCAGGCUCGAACUACCUUCCUCCCAAACACAUGCUAGUGGGUUCCUUCCCCUUUCUCUCUGCCUGGGAGACACACAAGCAGCCCUGCUGGGACAUUCAUUGGGUCCGAUUCUCUGCUGCCCUGGCUUCAAAUGGAUGUAAAACGCUAUUCAGUGAAGCCAGUAACAAUUCAUUCCCACUUUGCAUUGGUACAAAUAACUGCAAGGGGCAGGGGUAAUGGGGCCCACUCUCUUUAAACUUGUCCUCAGCAGCAAGUGGACAAGUAGGAGUUAGCAGGUGUGUGUGUGUCAGCUUCCCUUUGCAGGGGCUUUCUUUAGCCAAAACCAUUGACAUUUGGAGCAGACGGGAUGGCGUUUGGAGCAGGGGCAGUACCUGCAGCUAAGCGAGGAAGCAGCUCUCUUUUCCCACUCUGGUUUGUCAGGGCUGUUUCAAAAGCAUUGCCCUUAGAUGCGGGGGGAUUUUUUUAUUCCCAUUAACGCCAAAUGCCUCUUUACCCAGAGUCCUGCAGAGCUGGGGAGGGUGCCUUGUUCUCCAAGCUUGCCUUGCCCAGAGCAAUGCUCAGAUCCAGUAACCCUGGGUUCACUUUGUUACCUUGUCUCAGAGUCACUGUGCUGCUGCUUUUUCUUUCUAUUUUGGGUUUGUCUGAAUAAAAUUAAUCUGUGAGCGAGUGGAGUCCUGGGUGGUGUCUUUCUUCGGACCUCUGGCAGAUGAGAUCUCGGACCGCAGGGCUCCGCGCUGUAGGUGGAAGUGAAACAUAAGGGUCCUGGCUCCUGUCUGUAGCCCCUCCAGUCUCCCAGGCCAUGUGUCAGCUCCCACUGGCCAGAGAACAGACACACGGUACUGCUGCUCUCCCUGCAUGGCUCCAUUCUGCUGGGUGCUGCACCCCACUCCUGCUGCUGGACAGCGGCUGCCCUGGGCAGCUCCCUCUCCCAAGAUGCAUUUCCGUGGUACAGGUGGGGAAUUGGGCACUCCACCUCCUGGUCCCCCAGUGAGUCAGUGCCAGCGCCAGAACUGAACCCAGUUCUCCUGAGGCCCAGACAAGUCCAUCCCUUCAUCAUAAAAAUCUCCAGGCCUUCCAAAGGCAGCAGGCUAGGAAGCAGGCCCCCUUGAGGCCGGGUAUCUACCCAGCUUCCUGCUGCAGGGAAUGGGGCUUCCAAGGUGUGACGCAGUAGGGAGUGGGGCGGACUGACCUGGGAAUGUCACGGUCUGCAUGGGGGAUGAGAGAGCAGGGGAUGACUCCACUUCAAUGAGGAUACCUGAGCUGGGAGGGGGUUGGACCCAGGUGACACCUUUGCCCAGGAAACUGGUGGGGGGAGGAGCCGGGGGGGAGGAGGAGUGAGACUGCUGCAGUGGAGUUUCAGUCUUGUGCAGGCUGGGGAAUCGUAGGCAACCCCAAGGUUGGGGUCUAAGCUAGGAUAACCAGAUGUCCCGAUUUUAUGGGGAUAGUCCCGAUUUUUGGGUCUUUUUCUCAUAUAGGCUCCUAUUACCUCCACCCCCAUCCCGAUUUUUCACAUUUGUUGUCUGGUCACCCCAGUCUAAGCUCCCUACCCCCCAGAAGAACCUGACUGAGGAGUCCUGUUUAUGCCUACAAGCUCUGGUUUGGACUGUGUUCCUGUUGUCUAACAAACCUUCUGUUCUAGUGCCUGGCUGAGAGUCACAGUGAAUCGCAGGAAGCCGGGAGGCACAGGGCCUUGUCUCCCCCACAACUCCAUGACACAAGGUUAUUAAUUGAUUUCAGGAAGAGCUUAAUCUAGAAUGGCACGGGGGCUCUGGAGUCACUCAGGCCUCUGAUGCUGCAGCCAUAACUUGUCAGCUGCUUAAAAAUCUCCCUGGUUGGGGGACACCAUUGGGGAGCCCCAUUAGUACAGGAGCCCUCUCCCCCCUCUGCUGCACGCCUGCCAGAUCUCAAGUGCAGUCAGGGCUGGGCUGGGGCACUUACCUGUCCUACCUCUUAGCCUUUUUCCCCAGUACGGCAGUUCAGGAGGGGGGUGAGAAGGGAGCCUGAUGCUGAAAUGUUGCAAGCAGGGGAAGAAGGAUAGGAGCCCUGGAGUAGGCUAGGGCCAGCCCUAGAUAACACAAAAUAAACUGCCAGUGUCCAGGUUUCCAUGCCACUUACCAAUGCUCGGGGCACCCUCUGGUGGCCAAAAGGCAGGGACAGAGGGGUUUGAAACUUGACUCUCCUCCCCCGGCACCGGCUGCACUGCUCAGAGGGAGGCUCAGUGUGUGGAGAAGCAGGCCCCACAUAUGGCGAAGUGCAAGGGGCACGACAGGAUGAGCCAGGGCCUACCUCAGCAUCCACUGGGCACUGACGAAGAGGCCGUUUUGAGACCAGCUGAGACAUUUGGAAACGUGGGGCCCACUCGUUGGAGCUGUAGCUUGGAAAUCUGGCCCUGAGCUCCCGGGGGAUCUCGUGCAGUCACUUACACCAGGGCCGCAGGAGCCAGACUGGGUGCAGGAAAGUCUGGCUCAGUAAGGCCUAGGCUAGGAUGUGAAGAUGUAAAGGGCCAGCAUCCACAUGCAACCAUUGUGUUUCUGCCUGCCUAGCAGGUCUGCGUAGCACCCAGAGCUGCAGGAGCAGAGCGGUGCCUGGGGUGGUGCAGCAGGGAGCUGGUCUGGAGGCUCUGCAUGCUGAGGAGGUGGCUGGUAAGUGAGUACAGCUUUUCUCUUCAUUCUUAGGGAGUCUCUGCUUCCCACGUCCCAGGCAGGUUGUGGGGGAGGGGAGAGGAGGAAGAAAGGGUAACUUGGGGGGAUGGGAUGAAGGCUUGGGGCAUGGUGGGAUGGACUCAGCAUUCCAAUGGAAAGUAAAACCCCAGAUCCCAGCACCCUGGGGCACGGGGCAUUCAGAACUGAGCAGUGGAGUUGGCACCCUGGCUGUAUGGGUUAAACUGUGGGGCUGUGAUACAAACUGAGCUAAGGGGCUGUCACAAAUUUCUUGCUGCGAGGGUCAGCCCCACCCCAGGGGCUGCAGCACACUGGGUGUCUCAUGGGUCUUUGCUGCUUCCCACCAAGGCAGCUGGCAGAAACAAGCUGCUGGACUCAGGCAAUGUGAACUGGGGUAGCAGGAGGCAAGAUGCCAGCAAGCUAACCCAGGUAGGGCAACUGUCUGCUCCGCAGUGAGACCUGAGCGCAGUGGUUCUGAUCUAGUAUUGCUGGGGUGGGACAAAGGAGUCACUGGACCAGUGGUUUUGAGCUGCUCUGUGGGAAAUCCUCUGUUCCAGAUACUAUCGGAGAGCCUUUCACAUAUGACCUGAAAGGCCAGCCACGCUCACGCCCCAGUGCUGGCUUGCGUGGAAGGAUUUGCCCACAGGUUGGGCUUUGCUCUUCUGUCCAUGUUCAUGGCACAUGCAGCCUGGACCUACAAUACAGCACAAGAGUUACUGGGUAAUCAGGCUGAAAACCCCCAUUCUAGGAUGGCCCUUGGAUGGAGAAACACAGGCCUCCUGAUUUUCCCUAUAAGGUAAUUUACAUCCACUUGCAAGGCUCCUUUGCACUGCCAGAGUGGUGCAAAGGGGACUCAGUGUAAAUAAGUUUUUUCUGGGCAACGUGUGCCAGAUUUCCCAGUGCACUACUCCAGUUUUACACUGGCAUAAUGGUGUUCUGCGGGUGUAAAACUAGAGUAACUUCUUCUCCCCCACAAUAGAACUUUCUUGGCCUGGCAACUUUGGAAUGAUGGGCACUGUUGCAUCAGCCCCAGUUCCGCAAAAAGGACAGCAGAGGAUUCUCUUUGCUCCAAGGAGGUGGAACAUUCUUUUGCAAGAGGCCAGUUGCCCCCGUGUUUCUGAGCUCGGCCCAACGGAAAGGGGGCAGUUAAGAACAGAACAUGGUAACAAUCGAGUCAGGCAGUGAAUGUUUUGACGUCAUAGAGAUUUUGGGGAAAGGCACCUUCGGGGAAGUGGUGAAGAGCUGGCGGAGGACCACGGGGGAGAUGGUGGCUGUCAAAAUUCUGAAGAAUGAUGCCUAUCGGCGCAGGAUCAUUAAAAAUGAACUAAAGCUGCUGCAGACCAUGGCAGGGGUGGACUCAGAGGAGUCACACAUUAUCCAUUUCCACACGUUCUUCCAUGAUGAGAUGAAGUUCUACUUGGUCUUUGAGCUCUUGGAACAAAAUCUAUUUGACUUUCAGAAGGAGAACAAUUUCUCUCCUCUGCCAGUCAAGCACAUCCGGACAGUGACCGCCCAGGUGCUCAAAGCCCUGGCCAAGCUGAAGGAGCUUUCCAUCAUCCACACAGAUCUGAAACCUGAGAACAUAAUGCUGGUUGACCAAAUGAGGUACCCUUUCCGAGUCAAAGUUAUUGACUUUGGGUCAGCCAGCAUCUUCAAUGAGGUGCGCUACGUCAAGGAGCCAUACAUCCAAUCCCGUUUCUACCGGGCACCAGAGAUCUUGCUGGGGCUACCUUUCUGUGAGAAGGUGGACGUGUGGUCUCUGGGCUGCAUUAUGGCAGAGCUGCACUUAGGCUGGCCCCUUUACCCUGGGAACAAUGAGUAUGACCAGAUCAGGUACAUCUGCGAGACCCAAGGGAUGCCUAAGCACAGCCUGCUCAAUGUAGCCAGGAAAGCUCACCACUUCUUCAAGAGAAACCCGCAUGCUGAACUGGUAACCGAGUGGCAGCUGAAAUCCUCAUCCGAGUACUUGGCAGAGACCAAGAUGAAAUCUGUGGAGAGGAGGAAGUAUGUUCUCAAGUCCCUGGAACAGAUGGAGUCGGUGAACAUCCAAAAGAUGAUCUACCCAGACAAUGAAGCCCUGGCUGAGAACUUCGACCUGAGAAGCAUGGUGGAGUUGAUCAAGAGGAUGCUGACCUGGGACUCGCAUGAGAGGAUCACGCCAAGUGCAGCCCUGAAGCACCCUUUUAUCUCCAUGCAGCUGCUUAGACUGAGCUAUGAGCUCACCCAAUACUACCAGCUCUGCCUGCGGGGCUUCCAGGAGUCCAUCAAGUGGGAGAGCAAGGACAAGCAGAAAACGGCCUUUUGCAGUGCCAUGGAAGAGGACACCUUCUACCCGGCACAAGAGUAUUUCAAGGAGAAGGAGGAGGAGCAUGUGCAUGGCAUCUCUGGCCUCUCCAGCGUCCAGAGGACCAUCGACCAGAUGGACGAUCUGAGCAUCGCCGAGUCAGGCAGAGAGACUGCCAUGAACUUGUUAGGGGAAGGUGCCAGGAUGGGAGCGUCUGAGUCCUCCAUUCCUGCUGAAGUGGCCGACAUGACCCUGGGCCACAUGGGAGUUCACAAAGCCACUUACCAGAACCCCCGGUUAAACCACGAGCAGCAUCAGGAGCCAAUCCAGGCCUAUUACGGAAGCCGGCAUGGUAGCUCCAAACACCGCAAGCACCCUCGUCACACCAAGUCUGACCCCACUUUUGGGAACUUGAUCCUACUGGGACAGCAGUCUCCUGGGGAUACCGUCACCUGGGAAAAUGAGAGCAAUGCCGGCAUCUCCCCUGUUGCCUCCUCCCUCCCUGAGCCAAGCAGCCUGGAUGAUCAGAGACAUCCACUUUCUCCCACCACUAAGAGAGCCCAGCUGGAGCUGCCCGACCCCGAGCCGCAGCUGCCUAGCGCCAGCACAUGGCUGAGCGGUGAUGACUGGCUGAUUGAGAGGACCGGGGAGAGAGUCCACAUCAAGAGCACGCUCCACCACACGCAGAACAGGCACCAGCCCUACCUGCAGCACAUCGCGAGCCACCACUGAGCCCGGGGCAGCCCGCAGGAGGGCCAGGCCAGGCAGAGGCACCCCCCCCACCCCUUUGCAGAGUCAUUUGUAGCCAUUAAAUUAUAGACCGUUCCCGCCUCAAUGCCGUUUACUCAUGAAACCCAGCGCUACCUCCCUACUACGGAGCAGUAUGAAACCCGGACUGCCCCGUGGCCGCUGGGCUGGGCUGCGGUGCCAUACCAGGGCAGGAAGUCCAUCCAAGGGACGGCCAAGGCCAGUCCUGCAUGGGAAUAGCAGCCAGCCGGGGGCAUGUGGGCGUCACCCUGGGGCCGGCUCAUUUCUGUCUCAAUAAAUGAUUGAUCAGUGGCAGACAGUUGAAUGUAUAUUGUUAUGGGA